Molecule: messenger RNA, 1428 nt
Organism: Paramecium sonneborni
Lineage: Eukaryota; Ciliophora; Oligohymenophorea; Peniculida; Parameciidae
Source: the annotation of a GenBank genome assembly
CUAUCAAGUAAAUAAAAAAAUAGAUGUAACCCGAAUUAAUUUGCAAUUUAUGUUCAAAGCAGCAGUUUAUUAAAUUUAUUAGCAUAUUUGAUUCUACGCUUGCAUGUGAAAGAUGCUUGACCAAAUUGAUUAAUCCAAUUCAAUAUGAAGUAUUUUAUAGUGCUUUAAAGAAAUUAUAUGCUCAUAAUGAAUUACAAAACUUAAAUUUGCAGAGACAUGUCCAAAAUUUAAAAAAUAAAUACUUAAGAUUAUUUGAUAAUAUACUUCAAGAAUUAUAGAAAGCUCAGAAAUCAGAAAAGUUCGAAAAAAUACUCCAUAAUUAUUUUAAUUAUAUGGAUAUUAAAGAAUUGCUAAAAUUAAUAAAUAUUUAAUAUGUUAAUGAAGAAGUUAUCAUAGAAAAUUUAGAAUAAUAAUUAUCUAAAAAUCUAGAAAAACAAAUUUUAGAGCUUAAUAUCAAAAUACAAGAGAUAGAAAAAUCUUUAAAAUUAGAUUUAAACUCUAAAUAGGAUUUUAAACAUACUUAAAAAUUAUAAACUUCUGAGAAUUCAUUUGAAAUAUAAACUUCUGGAACAAAUAUUUUUUUUCUGUAAUAAAAAAUAGUCGUUUAGAAUGAGAAAUUUAUUACUAUUUACUCAUAAGAUUAGGAAAGUAUAUUUGAAAAAUAUUUCGACGAUUGUAUUUAGCUUUUUUAAAGUCAAGUUAAUAAUAAUAUCGUUGGAAUAGUUAGUUCAAAAACACUUUCUUUAAUUACCUUGAAUGAAAAAAAUUGUUAAUUAAUUAAUUAUAAUUAAGUGGCUGAGUUAAAAUCAGAUAUUUGUGGAUUAUGCUUUAAUGAAGAUUCAAGUCUUAUAUGUUAUUCUGAUUAUGAAGGCAUACACAUUUCUGAAUAUAUAAAUAAUCAAUUAAAAGAGGCUGCUCUAAUUGAAAAUGAAAAGUUAAAUGAUGGCAUUGAACCUUUCCUUAUUAACUUAUUGGUAUGCAUCAAAAAUUAAAUCUAUUAUAUUAACGAUAGAGGCUCCUUAUAUAGAUAUGAUUUCAAUCCAUAGUUAAAGUAAAUUAAUUGUAAAAUGACUUAUCAUUCAAAAUUAUAACAUAUGUAUGCAUACAUAAAUGUUAUUUAAAACAAUGUUUACAUAAGUUCUUUAAAAAACCAUUUUUAUCACUAUAUCAUUCAAGAUGAUCAAUUCAAAUUAAUAAAUAGUGUGUCUUCUUAACAUCAAAAUUUUAAAAAAAACCUAGUCAUUAAUGAUCUUUUAUUCGUUUUAUAUAAAUAAGAAUUGAAGAUUUACAAACUUGAUCAAGAAUUAAAACUUGUAGGUUCAAAAUAAUUUCAAAACGAGAAGUUAUUAUCCAUCGCAGUUUUUUUCCCAAAUGCACUUUUAGUUGGGACUAAAGUUUAUUAUCUAAAUAUAUUAUCUUUGAUUUGAA